AUGUCCACUCAGGUUAAGUAUCGACAGGUUGGCAAGUCUGGUCUUCGUGUGUCCAUGCCCGUGCUGGGAUGCAUGGGGUUUGGCAGUCCCGAAUGGAUGAAUUGGGUCCUUUCUGAAGAGCAGGCCUUGCCCAUUCUCAAGGCCGCUUGGGACUUGGGUAUCAACACAUUCGACACGGCCAACUUUUAUUCCAAUGGAGAAUCCGAGAGGGUAAUCGCAAAGUUCCUUGAAAAGUACAACAUUCCGAGGGAGAAGGUUGUCAUUAUGGAUAAAAUCUACAACCUCGUCUCUGAGCACGACAUUACCGUUCCAGCACCUUUCGUUCCUGAUCUGUGGAAUCAGCGCGAUUUCGUCAACCAGGGCGGAUUAUCGCGCACUGCUCUAUUCAAUCAAGUCGACAAGAAUCUAUCGAGACUCAACACGACAUACAUUGACUUACUGCAGGUCCAUGGCUUCGAUCCAAAUACGCCAUUAGAGGAGACGAUGAAGGCAUUGCACGACAUUGUCAGUUCCGGGAAGGCUCGUUACAUCGGGGCCUGUAACUUGCGCGCAUGGCAACUUGCAGAAAUGAACAACAUCGCCUUGCGCAAUGGCUGGACUCCUUUCAUCAGCAUGCAAGUAGAGCAUUCGCUUCUGUACCGGCCCCACGAAGAAGAGUUGUUUGUGUACUGCAACCUCAGGGAUAUUGGCAUUUUCCCAUUUUCUGUGCUAAUGGAUGGACACCUUGCGAGACCGGAAGAGGCGGACACUGCACGAUCCAAGUUUGCUAAGGGGACGCCGUUCGACAAGAAACGCAGAGACUCAGACAAGGAAAUCAUCAAGAGAGUACAACUACUCGCAGGAAAACGCGGAUGGCAGAUGAGCCAGGUUGCCAUUGCUUGGUCCAGUGCAAAAACUUCCAGUCCGAUUAUUGGCGCGAAUUCGAUCGCGAGACUGAAUGACAGCAUCACGACGGAUAAAACGCUGACAGACGAGGAGAUCAAGUAUCUGGAAGAGCCGUAA
Molecule: messenger RNA, 1002 nt
Organism: Fomitiporia mediterranea MF3/22
Lineage: Eukaryota; Fungi; Basidiomycota; Agaricomycetes; Hymenochaetales; Hymenochaetaceae
Product: Aldo/keto reductase
Exons: 7
Coding region: 1-1002 (333 amino acids)
Source: RefSeq, a predicted model, not a curated record